AUGGAGUCCAACUCUCCGGCAGUAGUCUUUACACGCCCGUCAAAGCCGGUCUUCCGGUUAGAUAUUGGGACACAAACUCUAUUUCGUCCCACCGAAACAAGGAGUGCCAAGAUCCCCCCAGUUCAUCUGGCCAGUGCCGGCGAUAUUUACUGGUCAGUAACCAUCAAAGGACGGGACGAUCGGUCAUCCCCGGGCAAAGCGAGGGCGGUCAUGAGUCGUGAUGCUUAUGAGGCGUGGAUGGGCCCCUAUGCGCCCAUGGGGCCUAGAGAUAAAACAGCAGUCAGAGGGUUGAACUUUAUUCACUACGUCUACGACUGGAAAACCUCCAUUAUGAUUCCCGUCUCUUGCACUCAAGCACCGCGGUCUGGCGUACGGCAUAGCCCAACUGAACGCCAGGAAGUCUUGGUCUACGAAAUGGAACUUUUGCAACGAUUCGAUGCAAGUUGCGAGCUGCGCUUUCUCAACUUCUUUCUCAUUUCUAAAAUAUUCUCUAUCACAACCACUAUCGCUAAAAUGAAGUUCCAACUCCUUCCUCUCGUUGCUCUCCUCGCAGCUCAUGCCUACGCGGCAUGCGGCCCUGACGAGACCGAGCUCUUCGACCUACAAGUUACCACUGGCACAAGUCAAUGUUCCAACUUUGGCUGUUUUAAAGCUUGCACUUUCCCCGACGGAAGCGGUUCAUGCAACGGUUGCACACAAUCAGUCUCUAAUGACCACAUUCGACCACUCGGCGGUAGUUACUGCUGCAAAGGACCCCUCACAGGCCAGACCAACACCUGCAUUACUGGUUGCCCCGCAGAAGUUGAAAUGCUACAAUGUUCCAAGAGGUCACAGCUGCUUGAAAUAGGCAAAAUCACCAAACGCUUGAGCCAGGUUCUCGUGUGA
Colletotrichum lupini is the source of this 885-nucleotide messenger RNA. RefSeq lists its product as uncharacterized. Lineage: Eukaryota; Fungi; Ascomycota; Sordariomycetes; Glomerellales; Glomerellaceae. The record is from RefSeq and is a predicted model, not a curated record. The coding region runs from base 1 to 885 and encodes 294 amino acids. The transcript has 6 exons.